AUCACAUUCGGUUGUACCUGGGACCAUACCGUUUCCGUUUCGUUCACCGAAAAAUGCUUCGUCGUUUCGCCGCAGUCUUCCGCAGUCAGUGGUUCCGAUGCGCGAUGGCUGCUCUGGCACUCAACUAUGCGGCCGAAUUCGUAGCCCGCAACGAACCGUACUGGGAAACGGACGUGGCCUACCUACACUGGUCAACCGACGUGCCUGCCGUCACCGUGUGCCCCGCAGCUUCCGGUCAUCCGGAAAAUUAUUUUCGACCACCAACACAAAGUAACCCAAUGUUCAAUGAGAUUGACGAUACCUUAAGUAUAAAUAUAAUAAAACGGACGAGCGAGUUUAAAAAAAAGGAUAGUUUCGUAAUGUGUAAAAAUAUGUUUAAACACUGCUCAUGGAAUGGAAAACCAUUCAACUGCUGCAGACAUUUUCAACCACACCGAUUCAUCAUUCAAAACCCUUGUUUUUGCAUCAAUUCUCUACAAACAGUUAACAAGAAAAAGAAAUUAGUAGUGAGCCAUUUUUCGAGAAAUGGAGAGUUAAAAAUGGAAUUCAACGAGCCAGUUGAGAUUUCGCUGCACAGUUUGGCAGACGUACAAUUUGGGGAAUUACAGAAACAAUACGUUACGAUAAACACGGGUGAAGAAAUGGAACUGUUGUAUACGACCCGUCAAAUUGUCGAGGACGUUUCAUUGGUAGCUUUGGACUUGACCAAACGUGGAUGUUUGUUACAAGACGAGAAAAAGUUGUUUCAUCAUCCCGUUUACAGUAAAUCCGCCUGUUUACUAGAGUGUGCUUUGCGCCAACCCGAAAUAUACGCUAAAAAUUAUACAUUGUGCGAUUGUCCUCCCACCUGCGCAGAAAUGGAAAUAAAUGCCGUAUGGAAUGGAACCCAAAGAUCAGUCGAUAAUGUUACACGGUGCAUUCUCACAAUGACAAAACCAGCAACGGAGCGAUUGGUAAUGAAAGCCAAAAAGGAUUACAUUGAUAUAAUAGUUGUCGUUGCCUGCAUGUUACAAUUGUUCACAGGAAUGAAUCUGAUGGACAUUCCAAAAUUUAUAGUGAAGAAAACUAAACUAUAAAGGUUGAUACUAUAUCAGAUCUACUAUUUUAUAGUAAUUAAGUUUAAUAUAAAAUCAUCAUUAGGUACAUUUUUAUUUGUUAUUUAUAAUCCAACUGUCAAUAACUUAUUUCUAAGCAAUUUAUUAUUGAUUUCAUAUAAAUAAGUUUAUAUCGACUCGUAGCUUUGAGUUAGUAAAAAUUGUAAAACUUUUA
Molecule: messenger RNA, 1269 nt
Organism: Myzus persicae (green peach aphid)
Lineage: Eukaryota; Metazoa; Arthropoda; Insecta; Hemiptera; Aphididae
Product: pickpocket protein 11-like
Exons: 8
Coding region: 54-1076 (340 amino acids)
Biological process (GO): sodium ion transport
Cellular component (GO): membrane
Molecular function (GO): sodium channel activity
Source: RefSeq, a predicted model, not a curated record